UUGCAUUUGUCAUUUUCCGGUCGUCAUUCGUACGCGCGACUUUUUGGCGAGUGUGUAAAAAUCUCCGGCUCUGCGUUAAUUAACCGAAAAUCGUGCUGUUUAGCCCCCGAAAUUAGUAAAUCGAACGCAGAAACCACACUCAACAUGGCCGACAAGCAGCAAGUGGACAGCGAGAUGAACGGCGAGGACUUCACCAAGGACGUGACCGCCGACGGUCCUGGAUCCGAGAACGGGGAUGGGGCCGCCGCCGGCUCCACCAACGGCAGCUCGGACAACCAGUCGGCAGCGUCUGGCCAGCGGGACGACGACAGAAAACUGUUUGUGGGCGGUCUGAGCUGGGAAACUACUGAGAAGGAGCUGCGCGAUCACUUUGGCAAAUAUGGUGAGAUCGAGAGCAUCAAUGUCAAGACAGAUCCCCAGACCGGACGGUCUCGAGGAUUCGCCUUCAUCGUGUUCACAAAUACCGAGGCCAUUGACAAAGUCAGCGCCGCCGAUGAACACAUAAUUAACAGCAAGAAGGUCGACCCCAAGAAGGCCAAGGCCCGACAUGGCAAGAUCUUUGUCGGCGGUUUGACCACAGAGAUCACCGAUGAGGAGAUCAAGACCUACUUUGGACAGUUUGGCAACAUCGUUGAGGUUGAGAUGCCAUUCGACAAGCAAAAGUCGCAGCGCAAGGGCUUCUGCUUCAUCACCUUCGAUUCGGAGCAGGUGGUCACGGAUCUGCUGAAGACGCCCAAGCAGAAGAUCGCCGGCAAGGAGGUCGAUGUUAAGCGGGCAACGCCCAAGCCGGAGAUGGGCGGUAUGGGCGGUAUGCGAGGUGGACCCCGCGGCGGUAUGCGCGGCGGACGCGGUGGCUACGGAGGACGUGGUGGCUACAACAACCAGUGGGACGGACAGGGUUCCUACUCGGGAUAUGGCGGCUACGGCGGAUAUGGUGCCGGCGGCUAUGGCGACUACUAUACCGGCGGCUACUAUAAUGGAUAUGACUACGGUUAUGACGGCUACGGCUACGGCGGCGGCUUUGAGGGUAACGGCUACGGCGGCGGCGGUGGUGGCAAUAUGGGCGGUGGUCGCGGUGGACCCCGCGGCGGCGGCGGCCCCAAAGGCGGCGGCGGCGGCGGUUUUAACGGUGGCAAACAGCGCGGAGGCGGCGGACGCCAGCAGCGGCAUCAGCCCUACUAAAUAGGGGCAGGGGGCGUGGGCAUUGGGUAUCUCGCAUUCUCCAGAUAACUGCAAACUAUUUGAAUUUUACCUAGUUUAGUUUGUUAUGCAUUACUACAAAAACAACACACAUCUAAAAAAGAGAACACCAUCUGAGUAACCGCAUAUAUACGCAAUUGUAUAUACAUUUAGAGAAGAAGGAAAAGGAAAAUGAAUAGACUGGCUGGCUGGGAGCAAUAAUAUCAACAUCAGCUACCUUUACACACCUUUACACACUUGUUGUGUAGCACCAUUCCAACAAAAAAUCAUCAGAAGCAGCAGCAACAUCAGGAAGAAGGAAAAAUAAUCAUUUAUACCAUACAAAGCAAACCACAAAUGCAUACACAUAUAGUUAGGCAUAGAGACACAUGUAAUUUUUCAGCAAGUGGCUAAUUUUUCAUAGCCACACGCUCAUUAAGCCGACAAACCAACCAAACAACAAACCAACCAACCGCCCACCAAACAACCCUUCAACCCCUGGAAAACCACAAGACAACCUUGCAGAGAACGUGGCACACAACAUUUGCCAAACUAAAUGCCGUGCAACAGCGCUCACGUUGUCUGUGUGUCGAAACUAAUUUGUUUUUCUAAUGUAGUAUCAUACAUUAUGCGAAGUAAUUGUUUAACGCGUCAGUAGCACAGGGAUAAUCGGAGAUAUUAGAAAGCACAGAAACGGAAAGAAAGCAAAUCAAGCAUACUUACGAAACAAAACAAAGUACACA
Molecule: messenger RNA, 1922 nt
Organism: Drosophila biarmipes
Lineage: Eukaryota; Metazoa; Arthropoda; Insecta; Diptera; Drosophilidae
Gene: sqd
Product: RNA-binding protein squid
Exons: 8
Coding region: 145-1182 (345 amino acids)
Biological process (GO): regulation of gene expression
Cellular component (GO): nucleoplasm
Molecular function (GO): RNA binding
Source: RefSeq, a predicted model, not a curated record